AUGUCUCCCCGCAAUCCCAAUGACAUGGAUGAAGAAGAGUUCGUCCGUGUCUUCGGUAUUACGCGCGAGUUCAUGAACAGCCUCGACGUUCCUGGCGUGCCGGCGGACGACAUGGAAUUAGCGGUCAACGCCCCAAUCUUUCUCCUUGCCAAUGUCGACGUGAAGAACGGUCUUUGCAGUGGUACACAAUGUAUUGUUGUCAGCAUCUCCGAAGACUACGUGAUGGUUAAGCUCAAAGAUGUCCCCGCCCCCCGUCAAGCGCGCUUGUGGCCCAUCCCGCGCUGCAACUUCACGGUCGAGCAUCCGCUGCUACCAUUGGCAAUGAACAGGAAGCAAUUCCCUAUCGUGCUCGCCUUCGCAACGACCGUUUACAAGGCCCAGGGGAUGACCAUUCGCGAUAUCGACAUUGAUUACACAGGGCUCAUGCCUCGGAACUGA
Messenger RNA from Penicillium bovifimosum, 438 nucleotides. RefSeq lists its product as uncharacterized. The record is from RefSeq and is a predicted model, not a curated record. NCBI's taxonomy places the organism in Eukaryota, Fungi, Ascomycota, Eurotiomycetes, Eurotiales, Aspergillaceae. The transcript is spliced from 2 exons. The coding region runs from base 1 to 438 and encodes 145 amino acids.